AUGGGUAGGUUCGUCUUCUUCGCGCUGUUCCUGGCGGCCCUGGUGGCCGUCUCCGCUGCCCAAGGCGUGCUCGAGCAGCGCCUCGCGGACGCGCAGUGCCGGGGCGAGGUCCGGGAGAAGCCGCUCCACGCGUGCCGGCAGAUCCUCGAGCAGCAGCUGACCGGCCGCGCCGGAGAGGGCGCCUUCGGCGUCCCGCUGUUUCAGGCGCAGUCGGACGCCAGGGAGCGGUGCUGCCAGCAGCUCGAGAGUGUCAGCCGCGAGUGCCGCUGCGCCGCGCUCCGCGGCAUGGUGCGGGACUACGAGCAGUCCAUGCCGCCGCUGGGAGAAGGGCGCCACGGCUCGUCCGGGGAGCGUCAACCAGAGCGGGGAUGUUCCGGUGAGUCCACGGCGGAGCAGCGGCAGGAGGUACAAGGGGGUCAGUAUGGCAGUGAGACAGGAGGAAGCCAGCAGCAGGGAGGAGGCUACCACGGGGUGACCGUCGGGCGUGGUGGCCAGCGGCAAGGACAGGUGCUUUGUCACAAGAGGCCGCAGCGGCAGCAGGGAGAAGGAUUCUCCGGCGAGGGGGCGCAGCAGAAGCCGCAGGCCGGUCGCGUGAGGUUGACGAAGGUACGGCUACCGACCGCGUGCCGGAUCGAGCCCCAGGAGUGUAGCGUCUUCUUUGCCGACCAGUACUACUAG
Molecule: messenger RNA, 678 nt
Organism: Triticum turgidum subsp. durum (durum wheat)
Lineage: Eukaryota; Viridiplantae; Streptophyta; Magnoliopsida; Poales; Poaceae
Source: the annotation of a GenBank genome assembly